CUUUCAAAAUCAUAUUAGACACAAUGAAGGCUGCAUUACUCUUUCUCUUUCUCUCUAUCUUUGCUUUAAAAUAUUCUGGAGCAGCAGAUUCUGGACUAGAUCCUGUUCUUGACAUCAAUGGUGACAAGCUUCAAACUGGUGUUGAAUAUUACAUCUUGCCAGUUGUCCGUGGGAGAGGCGGAGGUCUCACCCUGGACAGCUUUGGCAAUGAGAAGUGCCCACUUGAUGUUGUCCAGGAGAAGCAAGAGGUCUCAAAUGGUCUCCCAUUGACAUUUUCACCUGUUAAUGUCAAGCAAGGUGUCGUUCGCGUAUCCACUGAUCUGAACAUCAAGUUCUCUGCUUCUACAAUCUGUGUCCAAUCCACAGUGUGGAAGCUCGACAACACUGAACGCGAAUCAACGGGGCAAGUGUUUAUCACAACUGGUGGUGUCAAAGGAAAUCCUGGCCGGGAGACUCUUGGCAACUGGUUUAAGAUUGAAAAGUAUGGAAAUGAUUACAAGCUAUACUACUGUCCUGAAGUGUGUGAUAUCUGCCGAGUUAUUUGCAGAGAUGUUGGCAUUUAUACUCAGAAUGGGAGGCAUCGUCUGGCUCUCAGCGACACACCGUUCAAAAUUAUGUUCAAGAAGGCUUGAAGGGUAUAUGAACUUGAGUUCAAGUUAUAGAUAUAUAUACUACGUAAAUAUGUAAUAAAAAGGGCACAUAUAUGCUGCAUUCUGCAUAUAAUCAGUGUCAUGCUAUGUUUAUCAAUAAAGCUUCAACUAUCAGACUUCAAUUUGCCCCUGUAACCAUAUAAAGCUUGUCUUUCUUCUCAA
Molecule: messenger RNA, 812 nt
Organism: Tripterygium wilfordii
Lineage: Eukaryota; Viridiplantae; Streptophyta; Magnoliopsida; Celastrales; Celastraceae
Product: kunitz trypsin inhibitor 5-like
Exons: 1
Coding region: 24-632 (202 amino acids)
Molecular function (GO): endopeptidase inhibitor activity
Source: RefSeq, a predicted model, not a curated record